AAACCGGGGAACCUGCACGGAGUGAGGAGAGCGAGCCUCCGCCCCGGACCUGUAACACCGCUCAGCCUCAGCGCGUGAACCGAUGGGACAGUGUUUUGCACCUUAAAAUUUAAAGGUUUAAGGUACUGAAGUAAUUUGCUUCAGUAUUAUUCUGAGAAAACGGCGCUGAAAGUGUCAUUUUCACUUUAAUGGGAGUGAGCGUGGACUGUUUGGAGUCACUGAACAAGAGGUCAUGAGAAGAGGAACGUUUCACUUGGAUUAUUCAGAAGAGAUUCGAAACAACUGGGCUAAAGUUAAGACUUUUUGACAUUUUCAUAGCUUUUCUGUCAAAUUAAAGUCAAAGUUGUCCUCUCUCGCCCCCUCAAAACUCCUUCUGUAACUAUGGCACCAACCGGGUCCACCACUGGCUUCUCUCUGCUGUGGAUAAUGUGGCUGGUGAGCUUCUCGCACACAUCCAUCUCAAAUCAUGGGGUCUGUCAAUCCAUCUCCAUCCCCCUCUGCACAGACAUCCUCUACAAUGAGACCAUCAUGCCGAACUUCCUGGGCCACACAAACCAGGAGGACGCGGGGCUCGAUUUGCAACAGUUCUACCCGCUUCUUAAGACCCAGUGCUCUGCAGAUCUGAAGUUCUUCCUCUGCUCUGUGUAUGUGCCAGUCUGCACUGUGCUGGAGACAGUCAUACCCCCUUGUCGGUCCUUAUGUAAACGGGCAUGGCAGGGAUGCAAAGCAGAGAUAGCUAAAUUAGGCUUCCAGUGGCCAGAGAGGCUCCGCUGUGACACUUUACCCUCAUACGGAACUGGUGAAAUCUGCGUCGGCCACAGGAUAUCUGAAUACAGGACCCUGGACUCCACCUCAUCCCCUGAUACAGUCGACCCAGUGAUGCCAAAUGACCUUUCCAAUGUGCAGAAAGCGCCAAAGUUGGUGACGACAGCUCCACCCGACAACAGUGAGAGCAGAACAUCCAUCUCAAAUCAUGGGGUCUGUCAAUCCAUCUCCAUCCCCCUCUGCACAGACAUCACCUACAAUGAGACCAUCAUGCCGAACCUCCUGGGCCACACAAACCAGGAGGACGCGGGGCUCGAUUUGCAACAGUUCUACCCGCUUCUUAAGACCCAGUGCUCUGCAGAUCUGAAGUUCUUCCUCUGCACUGUGUAUGUGCCAGUCUGCACUGUGCUGGAGACAGUCAUACCCCCUUGUCGGUCCAUAUGUAAAUGGUCAUGGCAGGGAUGCAAAGCAGAGAUAGCUAAAUUAGGCUUCCAGUGGCCAGAGAGGCUCCGCUGUGAUGCUUUCCCCUCCCGCAGAGCUGGUAAUAUCUGUGUCCACCAGUGAUGACCCAGCAGGAAAAUGGAGGAAAAAUUCAAAUUCAACAAUAGACUAAGUCUUUCCCACAGAGAAUUCUUACCCUGUAUGCAUGCAUGUUUGCCUCUCAAUGGCGUGAUCAUAACAACUGGACCCUCUGUGAAGAACAUAAUGAAGCAACAGAAUACUUGAAAAAUGCCUUUUGUUAACUCCCUGAAGAAAAUGUCAUUCUUUGUUUGAUUUUGAAAAAUGUGAAUUACAUUUUUCAUUAUUCUGGAAAGAUUAUUUUAUCCCUGGAAUAAAAAAAAAAACAGUACAUCUCAUUUAUUGUUAGCAGUUUCUAAGUUUUCUGUCAUUCUUAUUUUGCCAAUGUAGAUUGUAAUCUUAAUAAAAACAGCCUAUAAAGGAAAAAAAAAAAAUUCUCAAUGACAACUUGGAGGGAUCCGCUCUUCUAAGGAUCCUAGAUUGAGAAACAUUAAGUCUUAUGUCUCAACAUGUCAAAAUGUAUGCUGUGAAAAAAAGCCAUAUAAUAAAGUUCUCUUAUUGUA
Molecule: messenger RNA, 1847 nt
Organism: Solea senegalensis (Senegalese sole)
Lineage: Eukaryota; Metazoa; Chordata; Actinopteri; Pleuronectiformes; Soleidae
Product: frizzled-7-A-like
Exons: 1
Coding region: 382-1329 (315 amino acids)
Biological process (GO): non-canonical Wnt signaling pathway; canonical Wnt signaling pathway
Cellular component (GO): plasma membrane
Molecular function (GO): Wnt-protein binding; Wnt receptor activity
Source: RefSeq, a predicted model, not a curated record